Rotaria sordida is the source of this 477-nucleotide messenger RNA. The record is from the annotation of a GenBank genome assembly. Lineage: Eukaryota; Metazoa; Rotifera; Eurotatoria; Philodinida; Philodinidae.
AUGGCAACUGCAAUCAGUUCUUUUACACCCUUUACAUUUAAUCAACAAUCAUUUUUUUAUCCAACAUUACCAUCAACUUAUCCGGUAUUAUCAUUUUUCAAUAAUUUUAAUUUUCCACAGCAACAACAAAUACAGCCACAGAAAGAACAAAUACAAAUUCAACCUCAGCAACAACAACAACAAGCAACACCAAUUCAAUAUGUCGAUUCUGGAAUGCGAUCAUUACGUCCUCGUCGUAAACCUCGUAUUUAUCGAGAAGUAAUUGUAUUACCAACACCUGAACCAACCUAUCGACAAGUACGAUAUCGAUUACCAACACCCGAACGAAGAGUUGUUGAACGUACAGUUCUUCAAAAAAGAAAUGGUGAAGUUGUUGUUCGAGAACAACGACCAAAAACAAAGGCAAGAAGUCAUAGUCGAAUAGACUAUAGUUCAAAAAUGGAGUCACAUCAUUCUCGACAAGUUCAUACUGAUUAA